Molecule: messenger RNA, 2877 nt
Organism: Gorilla gorilla gorilla (western lowland gorilla)
Lineage: Eukaryota; Metazoa; Chordata; Mammalia; Primates; Hominidae
Gene: BUD31
Product: BUD31 homolog
Exons: 5
Coding region: 473-910 (145 amino acids)
Biological process (GO): mRNA splicing, via spliceosome
Cellular component (GO): spliceosomal complex; nucleus
Source: RefSeq, a predicted model, not a curated record
UAGAGAUCGCCUGAAGAGCGGAAGCCUUCUGUCGAGAAGCAGCUACCCAAGGUCCAGGAGCUUCCGGUAUGUGUUUUCCCUCUGUUCUCGAUUACCUUGGCAACGGCUGAGGCGGGAGACCGGUGGUCUGCACCGUCCUGGAGGGAGAUAUGAGUGGCUGGACUCUCAGCCAGCCACUGGGAUGUGUUCGGGCUUUGGACCUUGAGGCCGGAGAGAGCUCCCGAGAGGAGGCGGCGCCCCGUUCGUUCUUCUGAGGGGACGGUAGAUUUGGGGGUUUUCGUCUAGGAUUCUCGCGCCGUUUCCUCUGAAGAAACAGGACCAGAGAGGGAAGGUGACCUGAAAGUCACAGAAUAAUUUUUUAGAGCUGAACAAGAAUCCAAGCCUGCAACUGCAGAGACGAGAGAUCUUUCUGCUGUCUAUACUCUUGGAAAGCUCAUCCUAAGAUCUUUGCAGAUUAUCCUGUGGAAGGAAAAUGCCUAAAGUCAAAAGAAGCCGGAAAGCACCCCCAGAUGGCUGGGAGUUGAUUGAGCCAACACUGGAUGAAUUAGAUCAAAAGAUGAGAGAAGCUGAAACAGAACCGCAUGAGGGAAAGAGGAAAGUGGAAUCUCUGUGGCCCAUCUUCAGGAUCCACCACCAGAAAACCCGCUACAUCUUCGACCUCUUUUACAAGCGGAAAGCCAUCAGCAGAGAACUCUAUGAAUAUUGUAUUAAAGAAGGCUAUGCAGACAAAAACCUGAUUGCAAAAUGGAAAAAGCAAGGAUAUGAGAACUUGUGCUGCCUGCGGUGCAUUCAGACACGGGACACCAACUUCGGGACGAACUGCAUCUGCCGCGUGCCCAAAAGCAAGCUGGAAGUGGUAAUGUCUGACACUCAAGCUUGGUGUUAUUUUCAGCUCAGAAUUCUGCCUUAGUCAACUGCAAGGGAUCUUAUUUGGUUGGGCUGGAAUGUCGUUUUGUCCCUGGAUGUCCUGCUGGCUCUCCCUCAUGGGAGUGGGUCCCUGUAUUCAGGAAUCCAUGUGAGGCAGCGUGUGGCUGUGUGUUUGUUAGGUCUGGGGCCAAUCUCAACUCCACUUUUGGGCAAAUUACUGAACCCCUUUCCUCACUUAGGAAAUGGUGGUGAGGAGCCCUAAUCCCAAGGUGGUGGCAGGGUGACAUCAGGGAAGGACAACCAGUGAGUUCCUGUCCCUUUCAGUCCUCACAGUGAUACUUUAACAUUACCAUCACUGUCUUUCCUGCCCCCCCAAGACGGAGUCUUGCUCUGUCGCCCAGGCUGGAGUGCAGUGACGCCAUCUUGGCUCACUGCAACCUCCAGCUCCCGGGUUCAAGCGGUUCUCCUGCCUCAUCCUCCUGAGUAGCUGGGACUACAGGCAUGCACCACCACGCCUGGCUAAUUUUGUAUUUUUAGUAGAGACGGGGUUUCUCAAUGUUGCUCAGGCUGGUCUCGAACUCCCAACCUCAGGUGAUCCACCCGCCUCAGCCUCCCAAAGUGCCGGGAUUACAGGCAUGAUCUACUGCGCCCAGCCCACUGUGUUUUCUUCUUUCAGAACUUUCUGUUCCAAGCACCACUCCUAGGCCAGGCGCCUCAGGAGUGGUGCUGAGGGACAGGAGCUGAGCUCCAUCCGGUUCCAAGCCCCUCUGAAAGGCAGCUGUGGCCCGAGGCAGAGUCACAGCAGUGGCCGCUCAGUGCAGCCCCUCAGCACAGUUGUUGGCCCAGUUGUGGGCCCCACCGCCCAUCUGCCAGCCUGGCCUUCUUUUCCCCAGCUCCACACAGGGGCCUCUUCAUGAGUCCCCUUUAUGCUGCAGUGAGACUGACGAUGGAGAGCUGUGGCUGGAUGCUGAGGACUUGGGUACUGAGCAGUGGGGGCGAGCAAGGGCCGCCUCCCCGACGGAAGACUGGGGUGUUGGUUUUCUGAUGGAGGCAGGGACGGGUGGCAGAGUGGCAGAAGCCCCCCUCCUCUGAGUGCCCAGAUUCCACAAGGAGUCCAGGUCGGGGGCUGGUGGGCUGGGGUGCUGCUUCAGCCCUGUGGCCAAAACAGCCUGCUGUAGAUUUACCUGGGUUUCACCAGAGGAUCCUGUUUACUUAAACUAUGGUCUUGCUCCUCCAAAAAAAGAACUUGAAAAAGUAAAAUAAACACAAGCCACUGUUCUAGGGCUUUCUGGCUGGCCAAGUGUUGGGCCGCACCAGGCCUGGGGGACAAGACCCUUCUUUCUGGGGGGCUCUGGGCCAGAAGGGUGUGAUUCAAGUGCAUAGUCUCCUGCCCUCUUCCCCCACCAGAGUGUACCAGCCCAGAGGCCCCCCUGAAGUCCCCAAACAGUAGGAGAGCCACCUCUCCUCAUCGCAGGGUCUGUCAUGCUCACUUAGCAGAAUAACGAGACUCAUUCACACUGAUUUCUUUUUCUUGAUUGGCAAACGUGUUGGAUUUGCAGAACGUAUUAUAAAUAGACAUACAGAUGUAACCUCGGUGUCAACAGCAGCUGGUUCUACCUUCAUGAGGGAGCCAAAUUUUCCCUGUCCAGAGCUGUCAAGGAAGGGUUUCUGAGGUGUGUCCCUAUAUGGCAUGGUGGCAGGUCCUUCGUGGGAGGGUUGCCACGUAUGUGAGUGUGCAGGGGCGAGCGUGGCGCAGUGGCAUCGUCUCACUGUCCUCCUCCGUUGCAGGGCCGCAUCAUCGAGUGCACACACUGUGGCUGUCGUGGCUGCUCUGGCUGAGGCUGGCGCGCUCCACCCUGGACUCUGGACUUCGCAGGUUCCUGCCUGUCACGCCACCCCCUUCCUGGGAGCAGCGAGCAGUGCCCCAGGCCCGAGUUGGAGCACGGUCUCUAUGGGGAAGGCUUCACUGUCUAUCAGCUGUGAUUUGUAAAAAUAAAGUCUUUAAACCUC